AGUCACCAAAUCGAUAAUAAACUGCCCCACAGAGGCCUCCAUAAGUCCACAGUAUUCUUUGGCCCCUAAAAAUCAUCAUCAAUAAAAACCAGAAAACCAAGAAGGGUCUAAAGCUCAGAGGUUUAAGAAGCAGCAACAAUGGGGGUGGACUACUACAAGAUACUGGAGGUCGAUAAGAACGCAAAGGAUGAGGAUUUGGAAAAGGCUUAUCGGAAGCUCGCCAUGAAAUGGCAUCCUGACAAGAACCCCAAUAACAAGAAACAAGCCGAAGCCAAAUUCAAAGAAGUUUCUGAAGCCUACGAGGUUCUGAGUGAUCCCCAGAAAAGAGCCGUGUACGAUCAGUAUGGUGAAGAGGGGCUAAAGGGUCAAGUGCCACCACCUGACUCUGGAGGAGCUUCCUACUUCUCAACUGGAAAUGGGCCAACAGGGUUUCAUUUUAAUCCUAGAAAUGCAGAUGAUAUAUUUGCCGAGUUUUUUGGCAUGGGAGGGUCAGGGUUUACGAGUAGCUUGUUUGGUGAUGAUGCAUUUGCUUUUAGAGAAGGUGUAGGUGGUUCAAUGAAACGCGGUGGUCCUCGCAAAGCUUCCCCAGUUGAGAAUAGGUUGCCUUGCAGGCUUGAAGAGCUUUAUAAAGGAACUAGCAAGAAGAUGAAGAUAUCCCGAGAUAUUGCUGACACCAGUGGGAAGAGCAUGAAGGUGGAGGAAAUUCUGACCAUUGACAUAAAGCCUGGCUGGAAGAAGGGUACUAAAGUUACCUUCCCAGAGAAAGGAAACGAACAGCCAAAUGUUAUUCCUGCAGAUCUUGUUUUCAUUAUUGACGAGAAGCCACACAGCGUGUUCACUCGUGAUGGAAAUGACUUGAUAGUGACACAAAAUGUAUCUUUGGUCGAGGCUCUUACUGGCUACACUGUCAAUCUCACCACCUUGGACGGUCGGAGAUUGACCAUCCCCGUCGAUAAUGUAAUUCAUCCAAGCUAUGAGGAGGUUGUUCAAGGGGAAGGAAUGCCAAUCCAGAAAGAACCCACAAAAAGAGGUAACCUAAGAAUCAAAUUCCACAUUCACUUCCCAACAAGGGUGACAGCUGAGCAGAAGACUGGAAUGAAGAAGUUGUUAGGAUACUGAAGUUAAUAUUUGUGUUGAGAAGCUGGGAUGAAGAAGCUGUCAGGAUACUGGAAUUAAUACGAA
Fragaria vesca subsp. vesca is the source of this 1182-nucleotide messenger RNA. RefSeq names its product dnaJ homolog subfamily B member 4-like. The coding region runs from base 139 to 1119 and encodes 326 amino acids. Lineage: Eukaryota; Viridiplantae; Streptophyta; Magnoliopsida; Rosales; Rosaceae. The transcript is spliced from 3 exons. Gene Ontology annotation, cellular component: cytosol. Gene Ontology annotation, molecular function: protein-folding chaperone binding. The record is from RefSeq and is a predicted model, not a curated record.